AUGAGCGACGAGAAUGAAAAUACGUGUUACAAAUGUGGUUAUUGCAGAUGGAUAUUUGCAGACCACUGUGAAAACUAUCUCCUGCACACGUGUUUUCAAAAAUUUUCUUUUGAAAAUGGCGAAGAGUUAGUAGCCGAUGCCGAUGAAAUUUUAAGUGUGGCUUCCAAAGAAGGGGACAUAUUAUCUCCAAACCCAGUAGAUGCUUCCGGGGAUUUGGACGAACAACUUAUAUCAUUAGUGGCUUCAAGAAAAGCUUUAUUUGAUGCUUCGUUGCCACUAAUUGAAAGGACAUAUUUCAAAAAAAAAAAUUUGUGGAAUGAAGUGGAAAAUAAUUUAGGAGGCCAGAUGAAGCAAGACGAUAUAAAAGCAAGAUGGAAAUAUCUUCGUGACUGUUAUAUAAAAGCCAAACGAAAGGUCACAACCUACAAGGCGAGUGGUUCAGGAGCAACCAACACAAAAGUUGGCUUUCGUUUUUUUUUGAAACCAUGCGUUUUUUAG
Psylliodes chrysocephalus is the source of this 498-nucleotide messenger RNA. The record is from the annotation of a GenBank genome assembly. NCBI's taxonomy places the organism in Eukaryota, Metazoa, Arthropoda, Insecta, Coleoptera, Chrysomelidae.